AUGGCCGCAGCCACACCAGUGUGGACGUCUUUGAUAGCGUUCUGCUUCGAGGGCGAUAAGGGCCACCUCAUGAACAACCAGGCCAUGCAUCCGCACAGUCGGUAUGCUGUCCGCGGUGAUCUGGCCAGCCUCCUUGUGCAUUGGGACGACGUCCUGGAGCGCCUCGUCGCCAUUGCAGAGAGUUCCAGCGCUGCUGCGGCGCUGCCCCGCGACGGGGAAACGUUGACCCACUCGAUUCGCUUCGAGUUCUGGAUGAAAGACAAGGACUUGUCGAAGCACUUGAAGCACAUGCGCCUCCGCGCUCGCGUGGUGCUGCAACUCGACUGGGAGCUCACCGACCGCGGCCACCCCGCUUUCUGCAAAGCUGCUGCGGGCGAUCCCGCGACCAUCCGCGCAGCGAAGGAGGCUUUCGAGAGGCGCGUGAAGCAGCGCUACCCGUGGCUCGGCACCUCUGGGGACGCAGACGGGGCGGCCCCGCCGAACGUUGAGAAAGCGACGGUGGUGGCGGAGCCGCCCAGGAGCAGUGCGCGGGAGAACGAGCACGCGACUCCGGCGCUGGCCAGCACAGACGUCGCGUCUGUCUUCGACGAUGCCAGACCGACCCCCUGCGCACCCACAGAUGCGACGUGGCAGGGGGCGUCGGGCCAGCGUCAGCAGCGAUCCAUGGGCGGCGGGCCAGUCGCCCCGUGCGUCGCCGACGCGGCCAUGUUGGAGCAGUGGAAUGGGAAGUAUCCCGCGAUUGCGUUCCCGCGCACCCUACUGCGGCAGAGCGGGGGGCCAGACUUCACGAGGGCCUGGCGCAAUGGUGCCGACGUCGUGCAUCGACGACGGGCAACGGGGCGGUCCGAGGAAGUGGAGAACUGGCCAUCCAUCGGCAUGGGGAUGUGGCUGGCAGGCAUGCGCCGCCGAGUGAAGCACCAGAUCCGAUCGGACUGGCUCGUCGUCCCGGGCAUGCGCAACGCCCACUUCCGCUUUUUGGGCUUCACCGCGAAUUCGGGGAGCAACGCGAGGGAGUACCAGGACGAAGAUGGAUCAGCGUUCGCGGAGG
Prorocentrum cordatum is the source of this 1048-nucleotide messenger RNA. The record is from the annotation of a GenBank genome assembly. Lineage: Eukaryota; Dinophyceae; Prorocentrales; Prorocentraceae.